AUGUCCCAAUUAGCCUCAUUACCAACCGAUCUUCUCUUAAUCGCCGAAUCCCUCCCUAACCAACAGGACCUUAGCGCAUUCGUCCAAACGAUACAAAGAACAUACAUAGUCCUCCAACUCUACCUAUACAAAAAUAACAUCAAGUACCAUGGCAGUAGCGCCCUCCUCUGGGCCGCCGAACACGGUGACACAACCCUUACCAAAAAGAUGCUCGACGCAGGUACCAGCAUACGCGCCUUCGACCCCUUCUCAGCCAACCCCAUCCCGCUCCCCCAUCGAGUUGACAACCCCCUCUCCCUCGCAUCUCGCGGCCAACGCAUAGAAACGCUCACCUGUCUACUCGCCGAGACAAGGCCGGGCCAAAAAUGGGUCCCGGGCCAGCUGCGCGCAACACUACAAGAAGGCGCAAUUCCAGCGCGAAGUGUCGAGGCUGUCAAGCUGUUACUUCGCUAUAAUGUACCCAUCGCCCCCACGGAGUACAUAAUAGGCUUUCAGUCCGCGAUUGGUGCAGCUGUUACCGCAAGCUGGGCUGAUAUUUUACCUUUCUUGCUGGAGGGUGGUGCUUGUAUGGACGAAAAUGAGAUACCUACUGCGCUUGAGAAUGCGGUUCGUAUGAAGCAGCCCGAGGUUGUGGAGAUAUUGCUUGGGGCUGGGGUGCGACUUGAGGAUGAUGAGAUGAUAUGUACUGUUGUGUUGCAGGGUAGUUUGAGAAUGUUGGAGGCGUUUGUUGAGGCCGGAUUUGAGGUUGAGAGGUGUUGGCAGCGGGCGCUGUUUGUGGCUGUUGUGCAUGGAAAGACUGAGAUGGUGGCGUGGUUGAUUGAGAAGGGAUCGAACCCGCAUUUAAGGACUGAUAUGUUAAUGAUAAAUAGGGACAAUCUGCGGUAUAGUACUAUUGGGUUUGCGGUUCACUUCGAGGGAGAGACAGGUUAUGUAACCCGGAUAUGA
Molecule: messenger RNA, 945 nt
Organism: Penicillium concentricum
Lineage: Eukaryota; Fungi; Ascomycota; Eurotiomycetes; Eurotiales; Aspergillaceae
Exons: 1
Coding region: 1-945 (314 amino acids)
Molecular function (GO): protein binding
Source: RefSeq, a predicted model, not a curated record